CAUGAAACUGAAAACAUCUGAACUCUUUCACUUAUAAUAUAUUUUUUAAAAAAGUAUGUAGCUGAUAUUUUAUAAAGUACCUACUGUAGGAUAUUUAUAUAUAACAUGUAAUAAGAAAGAAAAAUAACUAUUAGCACGCUAGACAUUCAUCUUAACCAACGCAAAUUUGCAAGCAUUUCCAACUGUAACAUUAAGCUACUUACUACGAGUAUAUUUGUACAGAGAUGUCGUUUCAUCCUGAAUACCAUAGUUAUGCUACACAAAGUGCACGCUUAAAUAGUUUUAAAACUUGGCCCCAAGAUUUAAUUCAGAGCCCUGAAGAAAUGGCGAGUGCCGGUUUUUUUUAUACAGGUAUAAACGAUGGAGUAAUUUGUUAUUUUUGUGGAGGCAAGCUCAAGGACUGGAGUCGUGAGGAUCUGCCGUGGUCUGAACACGCUCGAUGGUUUCAGUUCUGUCCCUAUGUUUUACUCAUGAAGGGUAAAGAAUAUGUUCAAAGAGUUAUCAACGAGUCAUGUGAAAUAACUGAAAACCAUGAAAGGUGUGCACACAAUAAUAAAAUAUGUUUAAAAGCUGAUGUCAAUGAGUCUGUCGAAUAUGUGAAAAAAUCCAGACUUUUCUGCAAAAUUUGUUUUGACAAUGAAGUGACGGUCUGCUAUAGACCUUGCGGUCACGCUAUAACAUGUGCAAAAUGUGCACUAUCUUUAAAUAAUAUGCUUUGUCCAAUAUGUAGAACAGAAAUCGUUAAUGUGAUUAGAAUUUAUUUGUCAUAACGCUUAAGCAGUGAAAAAUCAGUCUAUGUCUUUACACGCUUUAUGUUUAGGUUUGCAUCGACAUAACGUGCAGUGUAAACCUAAAAGAAAUUUUAUUUUAAUUGUUCAGAUCGAUCGCGUGUACGAUAUCCAAUGAAACAUUGUAAUUUUAUUGUGUGUUUCAAGCAUCUGACUAAACAUAAUAUCAGAUCUCCGAUGCGCUAUUCGCGCGGACUAACGCAUGUGUAAUGGGAUCGGGUAUUGUGAUCAUUAGUAAACCAUAUUGGGGCUUCUACAUCAGCCGAUAAAAAACAUUGGGGGUUUUGCAUCAAUCGAGCGAAGCGAGAAGUGAUGCAGA
Molecule: messenger RNA, 1107 nt
Organism: Bicyclus anynana (squinting bush brown)
Lineage: Eukaryota; Metazoa; Arthropoda; Insecta; Lepidoptera; Nymphalidae
Product: baculoviral IAP repeat-containing protein 7-like
Exons: 1
Coding region: 225-770 (181 amino acids)
Source: RefSeq, a predicted model, not a curated record